Triplophysa rosa is the source of this 3043-nucleotide messenger RNA. RefSeq names its product villin-like (gene vill). The transcript is spliced from 20 exons. The record is from RefSeq and is a predicted model, not a curated record. Gene Ontology annotation, cellular component: cytoplasm; actin cytoskeleton. Gene Ontology annotation, molecular function: actin filament binding; phosphatidylinositol-4,5-bisphosphate binding. The coding region runs from base 170 to 2722 and encodes 850 amino acids. Gene Ontology annotation, biological process: cytoskeleton organization; actin filament severing; actin polymerization or depolymerization. Lineage: Eukaryota; Metazoa; Chordata; Actinopteri; Cypriniformes; Nemacheilidae.
GGGCUGGACAAAUACAGUGCAAGCCUAUCCCUAAUCCACACACACUGAGUAAAUGCAGAGGCCGGAGGAUUUGUCAUAAUUCAUUAUUACAUUACGAUAGUGAACAAUACAUCGGCCUGGGGCGUACAGUUAGUUUGCACAUUGAAAUUUCUUCUCGCAGUCCGGCAGAAUGGCUGAAACCACAGAUGUGUUUAAAAGCGUUCAGAGAAAGCCUGGUGUACAGAUCUGGACCAUCAAUAAAUUGCAAAUGAGCCCUGUUCCAGAGCAAGCAUAUGGAAAUUUCUUUGAGGGUGACUGCUAUGUCAUUGUUCAUGUGAGCGGUGACUCCUCAAAAUCCACUGACAUCCAUUACUGGAUAGGCAACAGUUCCUCUCAGGAUGAGCAGGGGGCAGCGGCUAUCUAUGUGUCCCAGUUGGACGGCUAUCUCGGUGGCUCUCCCGUUCAGUACCGUGAGGUCCAGGGAGCCGAAUCGCCCAAAUUCAAAAGCUACUUCAAGAAUGGCCUCAUUUAUAAAAAAGGUGGCGUGGGAUCAGGCUUCACGCAUGUGGACACCAACGUGUACAACAUUCUGCGACUGCUUCACGUCAAGGGGACCAAACACGUGACGGCUAGAGAGGUGGAGGUGUCCUGGAGCAGUUUGAAUCUGGGGGAUAUAUUCUUGCUGGACAUGGGAAAAGCAAUAAUACAAUGGAAUGGCCCCCAAAGCAACCGACAAGAAAAAUUAAAGGCUGUUCUGUUGGCUCAGGACAUCCGGGACAGAGAGCGUGGCGGUCGGGCUCAGAUUGGUGUGAUUGAGGGGGGACAGGAAGAAGCUUCUCCUGAACUCAUGAAGGUUAUGAUAUCUGUCUUGGGUCAAAGGUCUGGACACCUGAAAGAGGCGAUACCUGAUGACAAACCAGACCAAUACCAGAACUCUAACGUCAAGCUCUACCACGUGUCUGAUGCCAGCGGUCAGCUCAUGGUGCAGGAAGUUGCUGCCAGCCCACUGACCCAGGAUCUGUUGCGCUCCUCUGAUUGUUAUAUAUUAGAUCAGGGUGGCAGUUCAGUGAUGGUCUGGAAGGGAAAAAACGCAUCUGAGGAAGAGAGAUGUUCGGCUCUGAGUCGGGGAGUUGGCUUUAUAAAAGCAAAGAACUACCCAUCGAACACUAAAGUGGAGGUUAUGAGUGAAGGAGGAGAAUCUGCCAUGUUUAAACAUCUCUUCAAGUCCUGGAAAGAAGCAGGUCAAAUUCAAGGCAUGGGAAAAACCCACACUGUGGGCAAGAUAGCUAAAGUGGAUCAGGUAAAGUUUGAUGUCAUGGAGCUCCACGCUCAGCCGAAGCUCGCGGCUCAAGAGCGGAUGGUGGAUGAUGCGUCAGGUGAAGUUCAGAUCUGGAGGAUUGAACAACUUGAGCUGAAGGAGGUCAGCCCGAAAACGUAUGGACAGUUCUAUGGUGGAGAUUGUUACCUGGUGCUGUACACCUACAAUAGAGCUAAUAAACCCCAACACAUCCUCUACAUGUGGCAGGGCCGUCACGCCACACAGGACGAGGUGACAGCAUGUGCGUAUCAGGCGGUGAAUCUGGAUAACAAAUACAACGGAGCCCCAACACAAGUCAGAGUGGUGAUGGGAAAAGAGCCCAAACACUUCCUGGCUAUCUUUAAAGGAAAACUCAUCAUCUAUGAGGGUGGGACUGGUCGAGCGGGUGUGGUGAACCCUAACCCUGAUGCCAGGCUCUUCCAGGUCAGAGGGGCGCAUGAAAUGAACACAAAGGCUACAGAGGUCCCAGCACGAGCCUCUUCUCUGAACACCAAUGACGUCUUUCUGCUCAAAACCGAUGCGGUCAUUUACUUGUGGUAUGGAAAGGGUUGCAGUGGUGAUGAAAGGGAGAUGGGAAAAACCGUAGCCGAUGUGCUCUCUCAGCAGGAUAAACAGAUAGUGAUGGAGGGACAGGAACCAGCUGCUUUCUGGGUGGCUUUGGGAGGAAAAUGUCCAUACGCCAGUGACAAGAGACUGGAGAAAGAAGACCUGCUUCACUCUCCUCGCCUGUUUGAAUGCUCCAAUCAGACGGGCCGAUUCCUCAUGACCGAAAUGGCUGACUUUACACAGGAUGACCUGGAUGAAGAUGAUGUCAUGUUACUAGAUACCUGGGAGGAGAUAUUCCUCUGGAUUGGUAACUCAUCUAACCAGUAUGAGACACAGGAGGCAAAUCUUUGUGCAGUGGAAUAUCUUCAAACCCACCCCGCAGGACGAGACCCCGGGACACCCAUUAUCACUGUUAAACAGGGCAAUGAACCCCUCACCUUCACUGGAUGGUUUGAUGCUUGGGAUCCUCACAAGUGGAGCGGUGGCCUUUCAUACGAGGAGAUGAAAAGCCAGCUGGGUGAUGUUUCACAAAUCACUGUGAGUGUUAACAACAUAGAUCCGAAUAAGAAGUCAGGUGGAGGUGCAGGGAGUUACACAGCUCCUGGAGGUCCAGGAAAUAUCAAACCCAUUAACCAGCGAACACAGUCGUCCAGCUCCAGUGCACAGAGACAGUCUUCUGGUAAAGCACAGCCUGUGAGGUCUGAGGAGCUAGUGAAUAAAACCCCUGGUCAACCUUCUCAUGGAGUGGACCCUGACAAAAGAGAGGUCAGUUUGACUGAUACAGAAUUUGAGAAUCUCCUCGGGUGCACACGUAAUGAUUUCCAACGACUGCCCAAAUGGCGUCAGAAUGACCUUAAAAAGAAGGCAGGACUGUUUUGAGAAUAAAUGUACUUUUUUGUGACAAAAUCUGAUCUUCAAAUCUGAUUGGUGAACUUUUUAGGGUAGUGUGGGGGGGCUGGGACACUGUCACUUAUAAGAGAAACUUUGAUUGGCCCAGGCGUUGCAAUGUAAGAGGUUUAUUUAUUUUAAAAUAUCACACUUUUAAACGAAGUUGUCCAUAACUUGAUUUUUUUUUGUAAAUAUAUUCAUAUUUAUGAAAAUACUUAAUUGUAAUACAACUUUGAAAUUAUGACUUGUGAUUUUGUCUUUAGAGUACUUAUAAAUCCUGUUUAGUAUACUAAUAAAAACACAUGCUUAGAA